This is a messenger RNA of Gadus macrocephalus (Pacific cod), 2668 nucleotides long. Its product is annotated as actin-binding LIM protein 1-like. The transcript is spliced from 20 exons. Gene Ontology annotation, cellular component: actin cytoskeleton; stress fiber. The record is from RefSeq and is a predicted model, not a curated record. Gene Ontology annotation, biological process: lamellipodium assembly; cilium assembly. NCBI's taxonomy places the organism in Eukaryota, Metazoa, Chordata, Actinopteri, Gadiformes, Gadidae. The coding region runs from base 190 to 2013 and encodes 607 amino acids. Gene Ontology annotation, molecular function: actin filament binding.
AAAUACCUCCUGUGUUAAUCCUCUUAGGUGCAGCAGAAAGCCUGUCUCAUUCAGAGGGCAGCAGCCUCUUACACGCAUCACCGCCGUCUUAGGCUUUACCUCCUCCCGUUCAGGGGAAGCGUUUGCUCAUUCCGCCGUCACGCUGCCACUCUCUCCGUGGGUUGCCGGUUCCUGUCCGAUUGGUGUUUUAUGGUGACUCCUCUGGACUCCCUGUGCUCCUCCGCCUGCUGGGCCCAGCAGCUCCGCGGCUCCGCCACCAUGUCCACCCUGCCCAGCCUCAACACCCUGGGGCGCAUCUGCGGCUCCAGCCACUCCGACGACACCCUGGUGCUGGACCGGGUGAAGAGGAAGAACUCUGUGCGCCGCAUGUCCAUCAUCGAGGACGGCGAGAUCGCAGAGGUGCUCUACCUCAUCCCCAAGCAGUCCAUGAUGGAGCAGCUGCCCUUCCUCAACCCCAACGACUACAUCCUCUGUGAGAAGAUGGCCGGCAUGCCUUUUGAGCUGCCCCAAGCCUACCAGAACCACGCUGCGCCUCCUCCUCCUCCGGCGCCUGAGAGGAGGAGGGUCCAGUGUUUCCGCUGCGGGGAGAUGUGUAAGGGGGAGGUGCUGAGGGUCCAGGCGAGACACUUCCACCUCAACUGCUUCACCUGCACAGUGUGUGGCUGUGACCUGUCCCGCGGGGGCUCCUUCCUGCGCAGCGGGGACUACCUCUGCACGCUGGACUACCAGCGCCUGCACGGGACGCGCUGCCAGGGCUGUGGGGAGUACGUGGAGGGGGAGGUGGUCACCGCCCUGGGGAAGGCCUACCACCCGGCCUGCUUCGUCUGCACCUCCUGCAGACGUCCGUUUCCCACCGGUGACCGUGUCACCUUCAACCGGAAGGAGUGUCUGUGUCAGCACUGCUGUAUCCAGCCCCACCCCUCCGUCUCCAACGACAUCUCCUUCUCCAACAAUUGUGUGGGCUGCGGGAUGGACAUAAAGAACGGCCAGGCUCUGCUAGCGCUGGAGGGCCAGUGGCACCUGGGCUGCUUCAAGUGCUCCACCUGCCACCGCCUGCUGACCGGGGAGUACAUCAGCAGAAACGGACUGCCCUACUGUGAGAGAGACUACCAGGUCCAGUUUGGGGUCCAGUGUGACGCCUGUAAUCAGUUCAUCAUGGGCAAGGUUUUAGAGGCUGGAGAUAGACACUUCCACCCAAGCUGUGCUCAAUGCUGCAGAUGUGACCUUCUCUUCAGAGAAGGAGAAGAGAUGUUCCUACAAGCCUCCGUCAUGUGGCACCCCGACUGCAGGAGCAGCAGCAGUGGAGACACCCGCUCCAGGAGGUCCACAACCCCCAGUCUCCAUUACCUCUUCCCCCCGUCUGAACUACAGGCGACCAGGUCUUCGACGGAGAGCCUCUCAUCCCGGCCGGGCUCCGCCGUGGCCACCUCCCCCGGUCACUGCAUCUACGCUAAAGUAGACGACCAGGUGGUUGAUUACCGAGACUUAGCCGCCCUCCCGAGAGUCAAGGCCAUCUUUGACAUCGAUAGCCCGGACUUGCUCUCCUACGGCACCUUCCAUGAGACCAAGAGCCACCAGUCCUCCAAGCAGGACCGGCCCCUCCCAGCACAGUAUCAGCCAGCAGGAGUUCCCUCUCCUCCUCUGAAUGAGGUCUCUCCUGAGAGAGGGCGGAGGAGCAUGGGGCCGGGGUCCAUCCACCGCCACAGCUACACCCCCAGUGUGUCCCCACAGCACUUUCACCGACCAGGCGUAACUUCCUUUCUGUCAGGCUCCCGGUUCUCCUCCCCCUUUUCUGACCACUUUCUCCCUCUAAGUGCAGAACAUCAAGACAACCUGUAUAUGAAGCCCCCCAUUUACAAACAGCAUGACACGCCUCCAGCUGCCUACCAGACCUCCUCUCUGCCUGGCCACGGCCGGCACAGCGGCUUCUUCUGUCAGCAGUAUGGAUAUCCAUACAACCAGUAUGGAUACGCAACGGACGGAACUACUGGUUCCGAGGUGAGCGAUCCUUAGUGGUACCCGGACAUGGUAACAUGUACUUCAAACCCAAGUGUUCCCAUUGGCUGUUCAAGGUAAUGCUAACAGACUAUCCCUGCUCGGCGUGUAGCUGAGCCGACCUGCGUUCUCACAGCUGGACCGUGGUCUGUCCCUGCCCAACCUCCUGGAACACACUGUGUACCCCUAUGAAGUCCUGGCUGUCACCCCUAGAGGGCGGGCCAAACUCCCCAAGAACGUAGACAGGACAAGACUCGAGCGAUAUCUUUCUCCGGACUCCUUCUACAAAGUGUUUGAGAUGAACUUCCAGGAGUUCAACCGGCUUCCUCUGUGGAGACGCAACGACCUGAAGAAGAUAGUGAACCUCUUCUAGUCUGAGAGGCUUGUCUCAUUAACUAACUCAACGACCUGGGGAAGAUGUGAACCUCUUCUAGUCUGGAGGCUCAUCUCAUGAACCAACUCCCCCUCACCAUCGCCUUUUGGUUUCAUUGUUCCUCAACUUGAAUUUAAAUGAUUUUACCAACCAGAUAAUUCUUUGUCAUGGGUUUUGAAUGUUUAGCCUACGCUCACUUCUGUGUACUUCUGUGUCAUAAAUCCCCUCCUUGACACGAUUUCGGCAUUGAUUUCUGGUACUUUUGUAGACUUUAUGGAAUAUUAAACAAGGUAAACUAAA